UUCAGCGGUUUAGGCGUGAAAAGGUAACUAAGUUACUUUCGCAUUUAUAACAUUAAGUAUGGAUUAUCCUGGCAAUCAAUAUUUAACAUAGAUUAACAGUUUCCUUUUGUAUAGUGUAUUAGGCUCAUCCGGUAUUUGAUUUGUACAUUCUUCCUAUGAAUUUUACAGCCUUGAUACGAUCUAAGUCUGCUAAGUAUACAAAUUAUCGUUCCGAUGCUUCUACGAAGAGCGAACCAAGAGCGUCGUGGACGUCGGAACCUUUGAAACUUUUAGCGACCAGUGACGUCUUCCUCGAGCUCGUUCCUCCUUUAUGAAUAAUUACCCCCACCCUCUGCGACGGUCGUCAUCGACAGUCGGUGAUGUCUGCCAGACAACACGCGAUCCCAGAAUCGAAGAAUCGCCGCGUGAAUCACGGUCGUGGCUGCGGAUCGAUCGCCUGACUCUUCAAUCCUAUCGAGCCUGGCAACAGACGCAUAUUAUAUUAUAGCAUUCCAAGCGACCAAGUACGAGAGGAAGCGAACAUUAAGCGUUUAAAGUCGUGGGUUCGGGGGUGGAAAAGUGGGUCGGUCGCAGGACAAUAAACCGACAGCCUCAUAUUGUUUCCAGCCCCACGUGGUGGCGACUCGGCCGCGAGAUGCCAAGCGCGUCGACGGCUCGACCGUGUAUCGAUCCCGUAAGUUUCCACUCGGUGGCGACCUCCUCUGCGUGCGCAGCCCUUUCAUCUCGGUUAUUUACCAAGCACCCUUAGACCGAGUAAGGAGACUCCUGGAGAACGUGUAAAUGGUGAGGGGGAAGUCGUCGAAGGGCAGGUAACCGGGCCAGAAAACACGCAAGAAACGCAGAGAAGGGUCGCGCUCGUCCGCUGGAGAAACGGAAAGCAGUCCUGUUCGUAACGGGUUGUCGAAUACCAUCGACGACGAGACGAGAGGACGAGCCCUGGGGGGGUUGUACGUGGUCGGAGCUCGCGAACAGAGGACGUUGAAGCUCGCAUCGAGGCGGACCGGGAGCAGAGGGCGUCGAAGCCAGUCGAAGGAAGACAGUUUGCCGUGUUAAGCAAACCGAGAGCGUAAAAGCAACGUAACUCCAAUGUAUUACGGUCCCCCUCGCGCUAACGAAGCCGUUGAAAUAUGUCGCUACCACGAGAAUGGAGCCUGCAGGAUUCGGUCGAGCGUGACACUGUCGCCUGUGCGACAGCGUCGCAGGAGAUGGUCGGCGCUACCGUCAUCGACGAGAACAUGAAUCAACAGAAUCAGCUGGGCUCCCUGUUGUCGAUCCACUCGGCUCCCGUCUUCGACCUGAGCAACGGCGUGCCGUCGCCGAAGAGGCCAGCCUCGCUGGCCGUCCAGGCGACGGCUACCUCCACCCCUAUCGUGCCGCCCCAUCUCCAGAGCCCGGAGACGAUCGAGGACGAGGACAACGACAACCUCCUGACGAUAUCGAGCCUCACCGCCAGACCGUUGAUAGCCAAAUCGAGGGAGCUCAGGUCGACCAAGUGCUCCUCCGCGAAGAAAAGGAAACCGAGAAGGUACGAGACCAAGAAGCCCAGGAACAUCACCUAUGUACCGUUGGACGGCGGCUACGGAUGGGUGAUCGUCUUCGGGGCGUUUUUCGUUCAAUUCUGGGUGGCUGGCCUGGUGAAAUCCUAUGGAGUGUUGUACGUCGAGGUCAUGGAGACAUUCAAGGACGCCACGGCGUCGGUCGCUUCCUGGAUACCAGCUAUUCUGUCCUGUCUUUGCCUCGCACUGGCGCCUGUGACGAGCAUGCUGUGCCAGAAAUACAGCUGUCGGACGGUCGUGUUCAUCGGGGGAUUGUUCUGUGCUUUAGGAUUAACGAUAAGUUACUUCGCCACGAGCUUGGUGCAUCUCUUUUUUACAUUUGGAGUCUUGACAGGUAUCGGUGGCGGUCUGUCGACGACGCCUGGCAUCAUCAUCGUCUCCCAGUAUUUCGACAAGCACCGCGCCUUGGCGAACGGGAUAUGCGUAUCGGGCACAGCGGCCGGCAGUUUCGUGUUUCCUCUUCUGAUCGAGGUGCUGGUGGACAAAUUCGGUUUCCACGGGACGAUCCUCCUCCUUGGCGGUUGCAUGCUCCACGUAUGCGUGAGCGCAACCCUCUACCGACCGUUGGAGAACAACUAUGCGCCCGAGGACGUCGCGCAGGUGUCGGUGAAAACUGAAAAGAUCGAGAUAGCGACAACGAAGGGGCUAGGGACGACGAAGCAGCAGAAGCUGGACUUGCUGUUCGCUAACGACGCGACCACCAAGCACAAUCUGUUGAACGAAUUGUUCCAUCAGAAUGGCGUGGUGGCCGUCGAGUUGACGGACAGCGAGGAGGAGAAGGACGUGAUAGGCGAGUGCCUCAGGAUGAAACCCAUCUCGAAGAUACGUAGCUCCAGUUUAUUGCACAGCGUCGAGGAUCUGUCGACGGACUCCACGUGCGUGUACAAAGCCAGGUCGUCGUUGAGAUCGUUGAGAUCGUCGGUGACCGCCGUGUGCGCUCCUCCCCAAACCGAACCUCCGGCCCAGGAGGGACCGAAGACCAUCGUCCAGAAGAUAAUGAAGUACAUCGAUCUUUCUCUGUUGAAGAAUCCACAGUUCAUCAUGAUGUGUCUAUCGGUCAGUCUCAUGUCGACUGGAAGCCCUUACAUGCUCUAUUAUCUGCCGGCGUACGUCCACGCGGCCGGUUACACGAAAUCGGAAGCGGGCUACCUGGUGGCCAUUUCCGCCGCUCUUGAUUUGUGCGGACGACUGGGUCUCGGUUGGCUCUCGGACCUGCAGCUGUUCGAUCGACGGAAAGGAUACAUUGGAAGCGUGGUGGGUGCUGGAGUAGCUGUGUUGGCGAUCCCGAUGGCUCAUUCUUUCUACGUGCUAGCAUGCUCCGUUGGCAUGUACGGAUUAUGCCUGGGUUGUUGGUUUCUCUUAGUUCCCGUCCUUCUUGCUGACCAAUAUGGAACCGACAAAAUAUCCUCCACCUAUGGUCUCGUUAGGAUGUUCCAAAGUGUUGGAGCAAUUUCUAUUCCACCUCUAGCAGGUUACCUACGCGAUGUAACUGGAAGUUACACCGUAUGUUUUCUCUGCAUGGGAACUUGCAUGGUCAUGGGAGGUCUACCUCUGCUCCUGGUUUUUAACGAAGUAUCGAAAUCAUCGAAGAUUACCGUUAAUGCCGAGAACGGUAAUACGCAAGGAGAGGCGACCGUGAAAGAAUAAAGAUAUUUUGCGAAUGUGAUUAACGAAACGAACGAAUGUGUAAUAGAAAACUAAUAAAUCGCAACAUUUGUCGCUACAAUUAUUCCACUAUGAUGUAUUGCUUGGUUCAGUUGUAUUCGAAAAAAAAAAAAAGAUUUACGAUAAAUACCUCGGUCGCGGCAGGUAAGGGUGAUUUUCUUAAAUUUUUAUAAAUGCACGUAUCUAGUUUAUUGGUAAAUGAACGUUCUCAUUUACACUGUUCACGUUUAAGUAAAAAUCUUAACGUAGGAUUAAAAUCGUUGUAUGUACAAUGUAAAGAACUGCUUCUAAAACUGAUUUACAAUUGUAAUUUGCCUUAUAUUAUACAUUAUAUAUAAACAGUAUGUACAUCAUAUUUACAUGUUACAUUAUGAUUAUUUGUAGAAAACGAAGAAUUGCGGCAGGUUCUGCGAUAAAAAAAAACAAUCUUAGUACGAAAUACAUAUUUUUCAUACAAACAGAUGUAAUUAAACACAGUGAUCUUUAAUAAAAGUUAUAUUCUUUUCACUUA
Molecule: messenger RNA, 3732 nt
Organism: Hylaeus volcanicus
Lineage: Eukaryota; Metazoa; Arthropoda; Insecta; Hymenoptera; Colletidae
Gene: Sln
Product: monocarboxylate transporter 12
Exons: 6
Coding region: 1128-3203 (691 amino acids)
Biological process (GO): monocarboxylic acid transport; transmembrane transport
Molecular function (GO): monocarboxylic acid transmembrane transporter activity
Source: RefSeq, a predicted model, not a curated record